AGAGCAUAUAUCGUGCAACCUAGAAAUUAAAAGCACAACUGAAAAUGGCUCCAACAAACUCAGACAUUUGGGCUCAAUCAAUUAUGUGCAACGACAACAACAUGAGAAGAAGGUUCAAUGAUGAGCAGAUUAAGUCAUUAGAAAACAUGUUUGAGACAGAGUCAAGGCCUGAAUUGAGGACAAAACAGCAAUUGGCUAAAAGACUUGGCCUGCAGCCAAGACAAGUAGCUAUAUGGUUUCAGAACAAGAGAGCUAGAUCGAAAUCGAAGCAACUUGAAUUGGAGUAUAGAAUGCUUCAAAUCAGUUAUGACAACUUAGGUUCCAAGUAUGAAUUACUGAAAAAAGAGCAUGAAUCCCUCCUCAUCCAGCUGCAGAGACUUAGAAAGUUAAUGGAAAAGGAUGAGAUUGAGAAAGAUGUCAUUAAAUCAGAAACGGAAGUGAAACAAGAUGAUUUUGGCUUACCUUUGGCUUUGUGUGAAGACAGCAGGGGAAUUGACUACUUGGGACCAGAAUCUGAUAUUUUAGACAUGGCACAAAUAGCUGAUGGCUUAUCGGAGAUUGAAAAUGGAUACAACUUCGAGUCGAGAACGUUUCUUCAUGAUAAUACUGGUUGUACAUCACCAUUGUGGGAAUUUUAAUUAGUGUUGGAACUUUGCUGUCUGUUACAGAACCUUUUUGUCAGUACAACCUAAAAUGAAUGAUGAAUAAUGAGAUGUAAACAAUCAUAUAUAGCGAUUUCUUAAUAUGUACUGCCAAAACUCAUACUUGUAUCUACUAAAUUAAAGAUGGUUUAAGCAAAUAGGUCAAGAAAGCUCUGCAGUACUAAACAGGAAGCUAAGCAAGCUCUUAAUAAAAUCAGUAAAAUUCUCCUUA
Molecule: messenger RNA, 873 nt
Organism: Solanum tuberosum (potato)
Lineage: Eukaryota; Viridiplantae; Streptophyta; Magnoliopsida; Solanales; Solanaceae
Product: homeobox-leucine zipper protein ATHB-7-like
Exons: 2
Coding region: 45-638 (197 amino acids)
Biological process (GO): positive regulation of DNA-templated transcription
Cellular component (GO): nucleus
Molecular function (GO): DNA-binding transcription factor activity, RNA polymerase II-specific; sequence-specific DNA binding
Source: RefSeq, a predicted model, not a curated record